Athalia rosae (coleseed sawfly) is the source of this 13727-nucleotide messenger RNA. Its product is annotated as dynein beta chain, ciliary-like. The coding region runs from base 69 to 13727 and encodes 4552 amino acids. Gene Ontology annotation, cellular component: dynein complex. The transcript has 64 exons. Lineage: Eukaryota; Metazoa; Arthropoda; Insecta; Hymenoptera; Athaliidae. The record is from RefSeq and is a predicted model, not a curated record. Gene Ontology annotation, biological process: microtubule-based movement. Gene Ontology annotation, molecular function: dynein light intermediate chain binding; ATP binding; dynein intermediate chain binding.
UUCAUGAUGGCUAUGAGGUGGCCUGUUUCAACCUGAGUGAUUAGUUACAAAAUAAUCAAUCAAUAGUUAUGGGGGACAAAAGGGACGACGAAAAAAAGGAAGAAGAUGACCGCUUGGAAUUUCUCUUGCAAUAUUUAAUACGAUCAUGUAAAAUAAAACAGGAUAAAUGGGCGAAGAUGACAGCGAAUGAAGAUCUCAAAGAACUCAUCAUGAGGUUCUUUAACACUCCCACUCUAAAAAUCUUGGUGCUCCAAGUUUCAUCGUCCGGUGCUCUGAUACCCUAUCUGGCAAUCCAACCAGGGAGUAAAGUGAAAUCUUCAUAUUUCAUCAAAAGAGUUCCAGUUGAAGUAACCGAAAAAAACUAUCGAGAUGUUUUAAUUAUGGGCGAUAUGUCACCUAAGCCUAUCGAAGAAUUGGCUGUUUUAGUUGAAGAGGUUUACGUUCCAAUAUUGUCUAAUAUAAAUAACCAUACUGGAUGGCCAGUUAUAGUCGGUGAAGAUGUUAAAAAACAUGUGUACAAUCUACGAAGUUUAAUUUGUCAGGCUCGUGGAAAAAUGACCGGUCAAAUGUUGUUACCUAUGCCGAUGGGGAUAGAGCGUAUUUUUGAAGCAGAAUGGCUAGUUCAACAGACUGCUGGAGAACAAGUUGAUCUACAAUUAAAAAGUGCCAUAGAAGGCAUUGUCAUAAAAUGGGCGACUCAAAUAAACGACAUCCUCAGCGAAGAAGGCACUCUUGCUUUCAACAAUAAUAACCACCCGCUUCCUUACGCUGAGAUCGAUUUCUGGAAUUUAAGAUUAAAAAAUUUAGAAUCUAUAUACGAUCAAAUGAGAGAUCCCCGGGUAAAAAAGAUGGCUUCGUUAUUAGAAUUAACUGAGAGCCCUUAUUUGCCGUGUUUCAGAGAAAUGUUUAAAAAUGUGGUGGCUGCUGUGACAGAAGCCCGUGAUAUUUGUAUAUACUUAAAGCCACUGCAGACUUACUUUGAUCAAAUUGAGAGUUUGGAUUUCAGCGAUACAGAGUCCCAAUUGAAACCCUUGCUCCACUGUAUAUGUUUAACCUGGGCUAGCUCUCGGUAUUAUUGUACCACUACCCGUAUAAUUACACUAUUAACUGAAGUUUCAAAUUUGCUCAUAGCUGGGGCGAGUAGAUCGAUGGACCCCUCGUCCCUUUUUCAAGGAGAUAUAGACGAUAAUUUGGCAAAACUAGUCCGCACCGUUCAGAUAAUUGAAAAUUACGUAGAGAUGUUCGAGAUUUUUCGUGAUAGGAUCGAAGGCUAUUUCAAACCACCGGCUGAACCUAUUUUGUGGACGUUUCAUCAGAAACUUAUUUUCGGAAGGUUGUUUGCUUUUACAGCACGCCUCAAAGAAAUCAAGGUGCUGUUUGAAAUAGCUCAAGAAUAUUUAAAACUGGAAAGAGUGGAGAUAGCUGGUUUGAAGGGAAAAUUGUUAUGUGCAAAUGCCUACGAUGUAUACGAAGAAUUCGUAAAGCUUUAUAAUGAAUUUUCCGGAGUAUCUUACGAGAUUUUAGAACCUGAAGACACUGGAUUCACCGAUGAUAUGAAAAAGUUCAUAAAAAAGGUUGAAGAAUUCGACAGGAGACUAGCGAGUAUAUUUGACCAAGCAUUUCUCGAAUGCCAUAACGUCGAAAGCAUGUUCAAACUGAUAUGGAUUAUGGGAGCUAUUGCUCUGAGACCUAUAAUUUUGAGCCAACUGUGGCCAAAUUACGAGAGAUUGAUGUCCGAAAUGCAUGCUCAUAUGGACACUGUUAAGGUUUUAUUUGAUGAAAACUUUGAGAGACGAAGAAAAACUGGUUACAUGAAUGUCGACCAAUAUUUCCCUCCGGUUGCUGGAGCUUUGUGUUGUAUAAUGAAACUCAAGUAUCGAAUUGAACAACCUGUCGAGUGCACAAAACUCAUCGACCACCCUUUACUGUCCAGCCAAACCGCUCGUGAACUCAAAAUUAAAUAUGAAGAAUUACAAGUGUUACUAGAUGCCACAGAUCAGGCGAUAUUCGCGGAAUGGGCGGCGAUGGUCCCGGAAACUUGCGCUUUCCAUUUGGCGAAAUCAUUACUUACAAUUCUUGAAGACCUCUUGUUAGAACUGAAUUUCUCCCAGGAGCUAACUGCUAUUUUGAGAGAGACUCGUUACAUGAUAAUAAUGCAAAGGGCUGAUCUGCCGGAAGAAGCUAUGGAAUUAUUUUCCAGGACUGACUAUUUUUUUCAAAGCAAUUAUAACUUGAAUCUUAUCAUAAACUGGUACAACAGAAUACGAAGUUUUAGUGGUCCUGUAGAAUUUGAAUUAAUAAAAGAAGAAAUUGAGAACAUAGAUAUGCUAAUUGACCAAGGGCAGCAGAAUUACAAUUGGAAUUCUCUUGAGGUUCCGGAUUAUAUUGAAACCUUACUUUAUUCCGUGAAAAAAUUACACACUCGAGUAUUUCGAGCUCAAGAAAACGUAGAAAAAUUCAGCAAACUGAUUUAUUCCUGGGCAAUGAUGCCGGUAUUAGAUCGGAAGGAUCUUAGAGAUGAAAAUUUGCUUGCGCUAGCAGAAAGAGAGGAACGGUUCGAGAAGCGGUUUUCAGAUAUUGCCGCAGCAGCUGCAGAAAUUGAACGUGUAUUGCAAGAGAAUUACUGCCUAUUUUUUGACCUUUUACCCGAGUCUGAAUAUGCUAAAGAUGAUUUUGAACUUGAGAAGGGUAUGGGAUAUGAAAUAAAUUUCACUGAUAUUUUCGAUAGUACACCCGCCGGAAAAAGUAUCCAGCAGAUUAUCGAAGACGAAGGUGCAAAGUCAGUGGAUAAAGAUACGGGCACCAGACUAUCACUCUCGGAAGAUGCGGAGAAAAAAGAUGCGAUAGGAAUCCCUACUGGAUACAAAGAUGAAUUCCCGGAAACGUGGCCGCCCUAUUUAACUUAUAUCGACGAUUUAGUAUCGAAAGGUCUGAUCCAGGCAGUUUCCACUAGUAUAUGCUACAUUCUGGAUGAAACUGACCCUGAAGCACAAAUUUGGCCAUUGUUUGAAGUUCAACUUUUACUGCAAGAACCUGAUAUUACUUUUCAACCUCCUCUCGAUCUUGAAGACCCCAAAGGUUUUUAUAUUUUUUACGAGGAAUUAAUGUUUGACAUGAUGAAAAUGGGAACAUUGAUACCUCGAAUUGAUCCUGAAAAAGCUAUAGAACGUGAGCAUUACGGGUUUGAUAUGGCGGAAGAAGAAGGCAUAAUAUUUAUGUUAGAGGAGACGUGUAAUAGAGUGAAAAUGGCUCUCGCACAGGCCAGGGAGUUCGUAGUAGAAUUUGAACCGUAUUAUUGGCUAUGGAUGGAUGAUCGUCAAGAAUACUUGAAUUUAUUUUUACGCUUUGCUCGAAAUCUUACCGAGGAGGAAAAAGAACUGGUCGGCCAAGCACCCGAGAAUUUGUCGGAAUUCAUCAAGGAGAAGAAACCCGAAUUGACUGAUUUUAAGAGAGAAAUAGAUUACUUCGUCGAUCUCUAUAAAAAAUGUGACGAGAUUAACAAUGAAAGAGUUUUUUAUCGAUGGUUUAGAGUCGACAUGAAACCUUUCAAGCAGUCCUUACUCAACACCAUUUGCAAGUGGUCGAAUUUAUUCAAGACUUACUUGGUCGAUCGUGUAAACAAUGAUUUAGGGGGUUUAUCAGAAUUUUUAAAUGCAGCCCACACAAGGUUUACUCAACCCGUUCUAGAAGAUGAUUAUGAUGACUUACUGCAAACUAUCUACUAUCUCAAGGAAGUUAGAGAACGUCAAUAUGAGAUUGACGACAUGUUUGUACCUUGUCAGGAAACUAUGGAUCUUCUGAAACAGUACGAAGUUGAAUUUAGUGAUACUACGUACAGUGCACUUGUGGAAUUACCUGAACUGUGGGCCACGAUUAAGAAAUUAGCUGCUCAAGUUAAGCAAGUGGUGGCUCCAUUGCUCGCGCAUCAAAUAGAUCUUUUGAAAAAAAGAUUGAGUUACUUCGACUUUAGGCAGCAAAGAUAUCUGAAUAAUUUUCACAAUAAGGAUACGUUCGACUUUCAUUGCCAGGAUGUUUAUGAGAAGUUGAACAACACAAAUGAAGAGAUUGUGAAUUUGGAAAAUGAACUCAAAACUCUUACGGAAACGUCCAUAAUAUUUGAACAGCAAGUUCCCGAUUUUAAGCACAUAAAAUUGGCUAGAAGAGAAUUGAAAAUGUUAAAGUGUAUAUGGGAUUACAUUUUCAUCAUCAGAACAAGCUUGGAUGAAUGGAAAACUACUGUUUGGAAAAAGAUAGAUGUUGAAGCAAUGGAUCAAGAGUGUAAAAAGCUCACGAAAGAAUUGAGGCUGUUGGACAAGGACAUAAGAGCUUGGGAAUUGUACUCCCUGAUAGAAGCUUCGAUCAGAAAUAUGAUGUCGUCCUUGAGAGCGGUAUCAGAGUUGCAAAAUCCAGCAAUAAGGGAUAGACAUUGGCAGCAGUUAAUGGCUGAAACAAAUGUGAGGUUUACGAUGGACGACCGAACGACUUUGGACGAUUUAUUGAAAUUAGAAUUACACAAAUAUGAAGAAGAAGUAAAGAAUACAGUUGACAAAGCUGUCAAGGAAAUGGCGAUGGAAAAAACGUUGAAAGAAUUGCACAACACUUGGGCUGGUCUUGAAUUCGAAAAAGAAAUUCACGAGCGAACAAAACUCAACGUCUUGAAGAUCAGCGAAGAUACUAUCAUAAUUCUAGAAGAUAAUCAGGUUCAACUUCAAAAUAUGUUGGGUUCUAAAUACGUGGGCUAUUUCUUGGAUGAAGUCACUGACUGGCAGCGGAAGCUAAGUAAUGCAGAUGCCGUGAUUAAUGUUUGGUUUGAAGUGCAACGAGCGUGGAUGCAUUUAGAAAGUAUUUUCAUCGGGUCGGAGGAUAUUAGAAAUCAAUUACCCGAAGACUCGAAACGUUUUGAAAAAAUUGACAGAGAUUUUAAGGAUUUAUUGAGGGACACCUUAUCAACCAUGAAUAUAGUCCGAGCUACCAACAAACCGAAAUUGCUGGAACGUUUGGAAGAAAUACAGACACAAUUGAAUUUGUGUGAAAAGGCGUUGGCUGAUUACCUGGAAACGAAACGAUUGGCCUAUCCAAGGUUUUAUUUUGUCUCCCCAGCAGAUCUUUUGGACAUCCUUAGCAAUGGUAACAAUCCCGAAUUGGUCUGUAAACAUCUGACAAAACUUUACGAUUCGGUUGCAAAACUGAGGUGGAAAGGGGACGCAAGUGGGUCAGGUAAAAUUGCUAACGGUAUGUGGGCUAAAGAUGGGGAGUUCAUGGAGAUGCAUGGGAUAUGCGAUUGUAAUGGCAAGGUGGAGGUCUGGUUAAAUCGCGUAACAGACGCGAUGAGAAAGAGUGUGAGAUUUCAUUUCGGUCAGGCGGUAGUUUCAUACGAUGAAAAGCCGCGUGAAAGUUGGAUUUUUGAUUACGAGGCACAACCUGCUUUGUGUGGUACACAAAUUUGGUGGACGACAGAAGUGAACAUGGCUUUUGCGAGACUCGAAGAGGGAUUCGAAAAUGCUCUCAAGGACUAUCAGAAGAAACAAAUCAAUCAAUUGAGUCUACUAAUUUCAAUUCUUUGCGGUGAUCUAACGGAGAAUGAUCGUCAAAAGAUCAUGACCAUCUGUACGAUAGAUGUUCACGCGAGAGACGUCGUAGCUAAGCUGAUUUCAAUGAAGGCAGAAAGUUCAGCUAGCUUUCAGUGGCAGUCCCAGUUACGACAUAGAUGGGACGAAAAGUUAGGCGAUUGUUUUGCUAACAUUUGUGACGCGUGUUUUCAAUACGGAUAUGAAUAUUUGGGAAAUGUUCCACGCCUUGUGAUCACGCCAUUGACAGAUAGAUGUUACAUAACAUUGACGCAAUCCCUUCAUCUCAUAAUGGGAGGGGCACCUGCUGGCCCAGCAGGAACAGGCAAAACCGAAACUACCAAGGACUUGGGUCGUGCUUUAGGUCAGAUGGUGUACGUCUUCAAUUGUUCUGAACAAAUGGACUACAAGUCAUGUGGUAGCAUAUACAAAGGGCUCGCGCAGACUGGUGCUUGGGGCUGUUUCGAUGAAUUUAAUAGAAUUUCAGUAGAAGUAUUAUCAGUUGUAGCAGUCCAGGUCAAAUCGGUGCUCGAUGGUAUAAAGAAUAGGAAAAAGAAAUUUUUGUUCUUUGGAGAAGAGCUUAAUCUUAUUGACACGGUGGGUAUGUUUAUUACCAUGAAUCCGGGCUACGCUGGUAGGACAGAACUUCCUGAAAAUUUGAAAACAUUGUUCAGACCUUGCGCCAUGGUUGUUCCGGACUUUGAACUUAUUUGUGAAAUCAUGUUGGUCGCUGAGGGAUUCCAGGAGUCUCGACUUCUGGCACGAAAAUUCAUCACGUUGUACACAUUAUGUCGAGAACUAUUGUCAAAACAAGAUCACUACGACUGGGGAUUACGUGCUAUAAAAUCAGUUUUAGUUGUGGCUGGAAAAUUGAAACGUGGAGACAGACUCAUGCCCGAAGACCAGGUAUUGAUGAGAGCCUUGCGCGAUUUUAACACUCCGAAAAUAGUGACUGACGAUGUGCCAGUAUUCAUGGGUUUGAUUGGCGAUCUGUUCCCAGCGUUGGACGUUCCGCGCAAACGAGAUCUUGAAUUCGAGAAAGGAGUUAAAAAUGCUGCACUCGAUUUGAAAAUGCAACCAGAAGAUGGCUUCGUGUUAAAAGUUGUUCAACUAGAGGAGCUCUUCAACGUUCGUCAUUCUGUAUUUAUUAUAGGGUUCGCUGGCACGGGUAAAACUCAAGUGUGGAAGACCUUGAAUAGAACCUAUUUCAAUCAAAAACGGAGGCCAUACUAUAAUGACCUAAAUCCAAAAGCCGUUACAAACGAUGAGCUGUUUGGAAUCAUUAACCCAGCGACAAGGGAGUGGAAAGAUGGGUUGUUUUCUGUCCUGAUGCGUGAUCAAGCUAAUAUGCCUGGUGAUGGUCCGAAAUGGAUUGUGUUUGAUGGUGAUAUAGAUCCUAUGUGGAUUGAAUCUUUGAAUACCGUUAUGGACGAUAACAAGGUUUUAACACUGGCGAGCAACGAACGAAUUACAUUAACCAAGCACAUGCGACUUCUGUUUGAAAUUUCGAAUUUGAGGACAGCUACACCUGCGACAGUGUCCAGAGCUGGAAUAUUAUACAUAAAUCCUCAAGACCUGGGAUGGAACCCAUACGUCACGAGCUGGAUAGAGACCCGAGAUAAUUCGGAAAGGGCAAAUCUAGUGAUACUAUUUGACAAAUACAUUCCACCUCUCCUGGAAGUGACUAAAAUGAAACUUAAGAAAAUCACCCCUAUACCAGAAAUAUGUCACCUUGAAAUGUUGUGUACUUUACUUGAUUGUUUUUUGGUGAAACAGAAUGUUCCGCCAGAUUGUCCAAAGGAAUGGUACGAAAUCUAUUUUGCGUUUGCAUGCAUCUGGGCUUUCGGCUCGGCAAUGUUUCAAGAUCAAUUGAUCGAUUGGCGCAAUGAAUUCAACAAAUGGUGGCUCAAUGAAUUCAAAACGGUCAAAUUUCCUUCCGGUGGUACAAUUUUCAGUUAUUUUAUAGAAUCUGAAACUAAAAAGUUUUUACCUUGGAGUGAGAAAGUCGGGGAAUUCGAGCUUGACAUGGAUGUGCCUUUACAGUCUACGCUAGUUUCGACAGGGGAAACGGCUCGACUUCGUUUUUUCAUGGACAUGCUUAUGAAGAAAAGGGUGCCAGUUAUGUUGGUAGGGAGUGCAGGAUCUGGCAAAAGUGUGAUUGUUGCUGAUAAGUUAUCUUCGUUACCAGAUAACUACAAUAUUGCUAAUGUCCCUUUCAAUUUCUACACGACGUCAGAAAUGUUACAAAGGAUAUUAGAAAAACCACUCGAGAAAAAAACUGGGCGCAAUUACGGUCCCCCGGGGACUAAACUUUUAGUGUACUUUGUCGAUGAUAUGAAUAUGCCUGAAGUUGAUACGUAUGGGACCGUACAACCCCACACACUGAUCCGCCAGCACAUGGAUUAUUCUCAUUGGUAUGAUCGUGAGAAGUUGACAUUGAAAGACAUUCAUAAUACCCAAUACGUCUCAUGUAUGAACCCGACAGCUGGUAGUUUCACCAUAGAUCCUCGUCUUCAGAGACAUUUCGCAGUGUUUGCUGUCAGUUUUCCAGGGCAAGAUGCCCUACGAGUAAUUUAUAGCCAGAUCUUAUCCCAACACAUAGCCAAUCCGCUACAGAAAUUCAAUGUCACUAUUGGAAAAAUCGAGGAACAUCUAAUCGAAGCCGCUCUGUUUCUUCAUAAGAAGGUGUCGGUCACCUUCCUUCCAACAGCCAUCAAAUUCCACUACGUAUUCAACCUACGCGAUUUAUCGAAUAUAUUCCAAGGUAUCUUAUUUGCCAACGGAGAUACAGUACCAUUUUCUAAUAGUCUAAUUCGGCUCUUCGCUCAUGAAGCAACUCGAGUUUAUUGCGAUAAGCUAAUCAAUUUCGAGGAUAAGAAAUCUUUCGACAGUCUACUGACCGAAUCUCUUAGAAAAAAUAUUCCGGAAUUGGAAGAGUCAACUAUUUUUAACCCUCCCGUGAUUUACUGUCACUUUGCCGAAGGUAUUGGAGACCCAAAAUACAUGCCGAUCAAGGAAUGGCCUCAACUGACAAAGUUAUUGGAUGAAGCUUUGGAAAAUUACAAUGAUUUGAUAGCAGCGAUGAAUUUGGUCAUGUUCGAAGAUGCGAUGUAUCACGUAUGUCGCAUAAAUCGGAUAUUAGAAGCUCCGCGAGGUAACGCUUUAUUGGUUGGAGUUGGAGGAAGCGGGAAACAGUCCUUGUCACGUUUGUCAUCAUUUAUUUCAAGUCUCGAAGUAUUUCAAGUUCAGCUGCGUAAAGGGUAUUCCAUGAUCGAUUUGAAGGCUGAUAUAGCUUUGCUGUACAUCAAGGCUGGUCUAAAGAAUAUCGGAAUCACAUUUUUGAUGACCGAUUCCCAAGUAGCGCAAGAAAAGUUCCUGGUCGUGGUCAACGAUAUGUUAGCUUCAGGAGAAAUAUCCGACUUAUUCGCGGAUGAUGAAGUGGACAACAUAAUAAAUGGAAUUCGUGGCGAGGUCAAGCAAGCUGGUAUAAUGGAUUCAAGGGAAAAUUGUUGGAAGUUUUUCAUAAACCGAGUUCGGAGGCAGUUAAAGUGCGUUCUCUGCUUCUCACCGGUCGGGUCUACUUUGCGUCAACGAGCGAGACAAUUUCCUGCCAUCGUUAACUGUACUUCAAUAAAUUGGUUUCAAGAUUGGCCACAACAAGCACUUGAAUCAGUAUCCAGCAAUUUCUUACAAGAAUGCGAAGAUCUGCCACAGAUUCUCCGCACGCCCGUAUCGUUAUUCAUGUCGUAUGUUCACACUAGUGUGAAUGAAACAUCGAAACUUUAUCUACAAAAUGAAAAACGUUACAAUUAUACUACACCAAAAUCCUUCCUUGAACAAAUUGCAUUGUACUCUAAGUUGUUGGCAUCAAAAACCUACGAUUUGAGUGCUAUGAUUCUUCGUUUGGAAAAUGGUUUGACAAAAUUGGCAAGCUGUGCUCUUCAGGUCGAUGAUUUGAAAGUUACUUUAGCUGUCCAAGAGGUUGAACUGAAAAUAAAAAAUGAGGUAGCUGAUAAAAUAUUGGCAGAAGUGCGAGCUGAAAAUAGUAAAGCUGAGGCAGAAAAGGCGUUUGCUACUGAGGAAGAGGCAAAUGUCGCAGAAAUUAAAGUAAAGGUGGCUGAAAAACAAAAACGUUGCGAUGAAGAUUUAGCUAGAGCAGAGCCGGCUAUUCGACAAGCUGAAGCGGCUCUGGAUACUCUGAACAAAAACAACCUAACCGAGUUGAAAUCUUUCGGCACGCCGCCAGAUGCAGUUGCAAAUGUUGCCCAAGCUGUGCUUGUGUUGUUUUCUCCGAAAGGAAACGUUCCGAAAGAUAGAAGCUGGAAAGCAUGCAAAGUCAUGAUGGGGGCAGUUGAUGGUUUUUUGUCAAAUUUACGCAAUUACGACAAAGAAAAUAUCCCAAAUGAAGUAGUAAAGGCUAUUCAGCCCUACGUGACCGAUAAAGAUUUUGAACCUGAUUUUAUUGCGUCAAAAUCCCAGGCUGCCGCUGGUUUGUGCAGUUGGGUAAAGAAUAUUAUGGUUUUUCAUUAUAUUAACGAGAAUGUGAAGCCUUUGCGAGCUGCUCUCGCCCAAGCAAAUGCCGAAUUAAAGGCAGCGAUGGACAAGUUGAAUGCCUUGAGAAAUCGUCUAGCGGAGUUACAAAAAAUGUUAGAUGCUCUUGGCGAGAAAAUGGACAAAGCCAUGAGUGAAAAACAAAAAUGUCAAGACGAAGCAGAUGCAACCGCGCUUACAAUUGAUUUGGCAAACCGACUAGUCAAUGGAUUGGCAUCUGAAAAAAUACGUUGGGCUGAGACCGUCGAUCUUUUGAAAAACUCAGGGAAAACAAUCCCAGGAGACGUAUUACUCGUGACAGCUUUCAUUUCGUACGUAGGCUGUUUCACGCGAAAAUAUAGAACGGAUCUUAUAAAUAAUAUGUGGCUGCCGUUCUUGGACAAGCUAGAGCCUACAAUUCCACGAACGCCAGACCUUGAUCCUCUAUCUCUGUUGACCGAUGACGCUCAAAUUGCGCAAUGGAAUAACGAAGGUUUACCGAGUGAUCGUAUGUCAUCGGAAAAUGCGACCAUACUAACAAAUUCAUCGAGAUGGCCGUUGAUGAUUGACCCACAGCUUCAGGGUUUGAAAUGGAUAAAAACAAAAUAUGGAGAUGACUUGAAAGUGUUGAGAUUAACACAGAGAAACUAUUUGGAUCAAAUCGAAUGGGCAAUCGCAUCUGGUCAUACAGUCUUAUUGGAAAAUAUUAUGGAAACAGUUGACGCUGUUCUUGAUCCCUUACUAGGAAGAGUUCUCAUAAGAAAAGGGCGAGCAAUCAAGAUUGGAGAUAAAGAGGUGGAAUACAACCCAUUGUUCCGUCUUAUAUUACAAACAAAAUUAGCCAAUCCGCAUUAUAAACCUGAAAUGCAGGCACAAACUACUUUAAUAAAUUUCACAGUAACAAAAGAUGGUUUAGAAGAUCAGCUUUUAGGUGAAGUUGUAAAGGCUGAACGCCCAGAUCUUGAAAAUACAAAAGCUGAUCUGACCAAAACACAAAAUACUUUCAAAAUUACGUUGAAGUCUUUGGAAGAUGAUUUACUGCAGAGAUUGUCGUCAGCAGGACCGAACGUAUUAAGUGAUGCGGCUCUCGUCAUUAAUUUAGAAACUACUAAAAAAACUGCUGCCGAAAUUGAAAUUAAAGUCACUGAAGCGAAAAUCACUGCGGUCAAAAUCGACGAAGCUCGCGAGUGGUACCGACCAGCAGCAUCGAGAGCUAGUUUAUUAUAUUUCAUCCUGAAUGAUUUGAACAAGAUAAAUAUGCUUUACCAAUUUUCAUUGAAAGCCUUCAGCGUGGUAUUUCAAAACGCUAUAAAAUUCGCGGAACCCUGUGACGUGCUGAUGAAACGUGUGAUGUUACUCAUUGACAGUAUUACUUAUAUGGUUUUCAUGUACACCAGUCGAGGUUUAUUCGAGAGUGACAAAAUGAUUUUCCUGUGUCAAAUGACCGUACAGAUAUUAUUACAAACGAAAGAGAUUCAGCAAAGCGAAUUGGACUUUUUAUUACGAUUUCCUUACACUCCAAAUCUGACAAGUCCGGUGGAUUUUUUGAGUAACACGAGCUGGGGCGCGAUAAAAUAUUUGUGUGGUAUGGAAGAUUUCAAGAAUCUUGAUAAAGAUAUCGAAGGAGCCGCGAAAAGAUGGAAAAAAUUCGUGGAAUCUGAGACUCCCGAAAGAGAGAAAUUUCCACAGGAAUGGAAAAACAAAUCUGCUCUACAACGCUUAUGUAUGAUGCGGUGCAUGAGGAUCGACAGAAUGACUUACGCCGUUAGGUGUUUCGUGGAAGAAAAACUCGGUCCCAAAUUCAUUGAAUCUAGAUCUCCACCUUUUGAGAAAUCUUACGAAGAAACCAGUGCGAUCACUCCAGUAUUUUUUAUUCUCUCACCGGGUGUUGAUCCCCUCAAGGAUGUAGAAAAAAUGGGUUCUAAACUGGGAUUCACUUUCGACGGUCGGAAUUUCCACAAUGUAUCUUUGGGCCAGGGUCAAGAGCCCGUGGCGGAGGAAGCCAUGGACAUGGCUGCUCUGAACGGUCACUGGGUUAUUUUACAAAAUGUACAUCUUGUUAAAAAUUGGUUGGCCAAUCUGGAAAAAAAAAUGGAACAAUUGUCCGAAGAUCCACAUCCCGACUAUCGAUUGUAUAUCAGCGCUGAACCAUCGCCUGAUCCUCACGCAUGCAUCAUACCACAGGGUAUAUUAGAAUCUGCUAUAAAAAUUACCAAUGAACCGCCAACUGGAAUGCAUGCUAAUAUACACAAGGCGCUGGAUAAUUUUAAUCAAGAAAUCUUGGAUUCCUGUAGCAAAGAAAGUGAAUUCAAAGGAAUUUUGUUUGCGCUAUGCUAUUACCACGCGGUAGUUGCAGAACGUAGAAAGUUUGGCCCGCAAGGGUGGAACAGGACAUAUCCCUUUAAUGUGGGUGAUCUGACUAUCAGCGUUUCGGUCCUGCUGAAUUAUUUGGAAAACAACAAUAAAGUACCCUGGGAAGAUCUGCGCUAUCUUUUUGGCGAAAUAAUGUACGGAGGUCACAUCACAGAUGAUUGGGAUAGAAGAUUAUGUCGCACCUAUUUACUGGAAUAUCUACAGCCUGAAUUGGUCGAAGGGGAUCUUAAUUUGGCCCCAGGCUUUCUAGCUCCUCCAAAUUCUGAUUACAAAUCGUAUCACCAAUACCUGGAUGAUUAUCUACCGCCGGAAAGUCCAAUCUUGUAUGGGUUGCAUCCGAAUGCAGAAAUUGGAUUUUUGACCACUACGUCAGAGAGCUUAUUCCGAACGGUGUUGGAGAUGCAGCCAAGAGAUUCAGGAGAGGCCACGGGACCAGGUUUGUCGCGCGAGGAAAAGGUCAGGGGUGUGAUAGAAGAUUUAUUGGAUAAAUUACCUGAAGAGUUUAACAUUCCUGAACUGAUGAGUAAGGUGGAAGAUCGCACUCCCUUUAUUAUUGUGGCAUUCCAGGAAUGUGAACGAAUGAACAUACUUUGUGGAGAGCUUAAAAGAUCCCUUCGCGAACUCGAGUUAGGUUUAAAGGGUGAGUUGACUAUCAAUAGUGAUAUGGAGAAUUUACAAAACGAUUUGUUCAUGGACCAAGUACCGCCGUCAUGGACUAAACGAGCCUAUCCUUCGAGUCUUGGCUUGACAAAUUGGUUUGCCGAUAUGAUGAAUAGGGUGACGGAAUUGUCAAAUUGGACCGCUGAUUUCAAUCUUCCAUCUUCGGUAUGGCUCGCUGGGUUUUUCAAUCCCCAAUCAUUUCUGACAGCAAUCAUGCAACAGACCGCCCGUAAAAAUGAGUGGCCACUUGAUAAAAUGUGUCUACAUUGCGAAGUCACAAAGAAACAGAAAGAGGAGUUCACCGCACCACCCCGUGAAGGAGCGUAUGUGAACAGUCUUUACAUGGAAGGAGCACGAUGGGAUACCGCUCUUGGAACGAUAGCUGAUUCACGAUUGAAAGAACUGUUUCCACAGCUACCAGUGAUUUUCAUCAAGGCAAUAACUCAAGACAAGCAGGAAUUAAAAAAUAUGUACGAAUGUCCCGUUUACAAGACUAGAGGACGUGGUCCCACAUACGUCUGGACGUUUAAUUUAAAAAGCAAAGAUAAGCCUACGAAAUGGACUCUAGCUGGGGUUGCUAUAAUGCUGCAAAUUUGA